GCCACGGGCAGCAGCAGUAUGCUAACAGAGGCUAGUGUUGUCACAAGGAUUCACACAUUUGAAUUCUUCCUUUGAGACUCAGUCAUGUCUCAGGUGGAGAAGAAGGCCGGGCUGCUGAGACGGUCGUCGUCCUCUAAAAAACCCUUGAAAGAGAAGGUGGUGCUGAUGUAUGAUGAGAUUUUUGCAAAAGAGGAUCCAGCCAAAAACAACCCUCGCUUCUGGGAUGAGCUGUUUCUUAUGAAGGUGAACCUUGAGUACCUUGAGACCAAGUUGGAGAGUGUCGAUGGGGAAGAAGUUCAGCGAAUUCAAGACAACAUCAACUCCCUGUUCCACCACUGUGUUCAGGCUCUGGGUGAGGAGCACCAGAUCAAAGUGGUCAACGCCCUGCAGACUCUGUGUGCACUUUUCCGAGGGGUUCAUCAGAAGAACAAAUCGACGUCUGGCUUUGACAUCAUCAACAUGCUCAUGGGGUUCGACAAGGCCGAGCAAAGGAUGAAAGACCUGAUGGAGAGACUGGACAGUCUUCUGUGUGGCGACGGCUCAGAGAGUCUCAAGAGCCUUUGUCUCAAACUGCUCCUGUGUCUGGUGACGGUAACAGACAAUAUCAGUCAGAACACCAUACUGGAAUAUGUGAUGAUCAACAGCAUCUUUGAAGCCAUUCUACAAAUUUUGUCUGAUGUCUCCAGUAGAGGGCAGCAUGGUUAUGAUGCUGUGGUGCUUCUGGCCCUUUUGGUCAACUACAGGAAAUAUGAGUCUGUGAAUCCAUACAUUGUGAAGCUGUCCAUUGUUGACGAUGAGCCAACACUGGAUGGAAUGGGGAUGGUUGUCCACCACGCUCUGACAGAAUAUAACAGGCAGUACAAAGAUAAGGAGGAGGAGAACCAGGGUGGUUUCUUCUCUACACUAACCAGUAUGGUGGGCAACAUGUUUAUAGCAGACGCUGAUGAGAAACUCUCUGUGCAGACAAAUGAGGCGAUUCUGCUGGCACUGUAUGAGGCCGUGCACCUUAACCGCAACUUCAUCACUGUAUUAGCUCAGAGCCACCCUGAGAUUGACAUCCCAACCACACCUACCACCCCUACUCCAAUGACACCGACAUCCCCACUCGGCACAACGCCGCCCUCCCUAGACAUGAUGAACAACCCAGAACUGCCCCUGGAUCCCAACCUGGGGACCAGCAACCUCCUCAUCACCUUCCUCAAGUAUGCCUCCAUCGUAAUGCAGGACACUAAAGAUGAGCAUAGACUCAACAGUGCCAGACUGUGCCUAAUCAUCCUCACCUGCAUAGCAGAGGACCAGUAUGCUGAUGCCUUUCUUCAUGAUGACAAUAUGAACUUCAGAGUCAAUCUCCAUAGAAUGCCCAUGAGGCACAGAAAAAAACCAGUGGACAAGAACAUGCCUUCCCGGCCGCUGGUGUGUGCUGUUCUAGACCUGAUGGUGGAGUUUAUUGUCACUCAUAUGAUGAAGGAAUUCCCCAUGGAUUUAUAUUUGCGCUGUGUGCAGAUCAUCCACAAACUCCUCUGCUACCAGAAGAAAUGCAGAAUCCGAUUACACUACACCUGGAGAGAGCUCUGGUCAGCUCUCAUCAACCUGCUGAAGUUCCUGCUGUCAAAUGAGACCACACUGCUGGGCAAGCACAACAUCUUUCAUCUGGCCUUACUGGUAGUGAACCUAUUCAAUAUGUUCAUAACGUACGGUGACACGUUCCUGCCCACCUCCAACAGCUACGACGAGCUGUACUAUGAAAUCGUCCGAAUGCACCAGGUCUUCGACAACCUCUACUGUAUGGUUUUGAGGGUAUCAACCAACACGGGCCAGUGGAAAGAGCCAGCCAGCAAAGUCACACACGCCCUUGUCAAUGUUAGGGCCAUCGUCAACCACUUUAACCCCAAGAUUGAGUCGUACGCUGCCGUGAACCACAUCUCCCAGCUGUCAGAGGAACAGGUGCUGGAGGUGGUUAAAACCAACUAUGACACACUCACCCUCAAACUGCAGGAUGGUCUGGACCAGUUUGAGAGAUACUCGGAGCAGCCCAAAGAGGCGGCUUUCUUCAAGGAGUUGGUUCGCUCCAUCAGUCUGAAUGUGAGGAAGAAUGUCUCUUUGAACACAAUGAGUCAGGACGUCCUGCUCAAAGAGUUCUCCACCAUCUCCUGAGAGACACACACACACACACCCACCCACC
Messenger RNA from Limanda limanda (common dab), 2182 nucleotides. It is a transcript of the gene armh3, whose product is annotated as armadillo like helical domain containing 3. NCBI's taxonomy places the organism in Eukaryota, Metazoa, Chordata, Actinopteri, Pleuronectiformes, Pleuronectidae. Gene Ontology annotation, cellular component: cytosol. The record is from RefSeq and is a predicted model, not a curated record. The transcript has 26 exons. The coding region runs from base 85 to 2154 and encodes 689 amino acids. Gene Ontology annotation, biological process: regulation of Golgi organization.